GUUGGGCCAAGACAACGGAUGUAAAUUUAUCCAACUCCUUAAAUGGUUUGAGCUUCAUGGGAAUUCUGGAUGCACGAGUGGGCAGCAGUAUCCAGGGCCUUCCGAACCUCAACUCCGCGACCCCGAGAUCUCUCUCACUGCCCGAGUAUGGGCCUGGCCAGCUGUCCAGUGCUUUAGAAGAUUGUCAUAGCCUUAAAUCAGUGGAUUCUGGUAUUCCAACUCUGGAAAUAGGAAAUCCAGAGCCUGUUCACUGCAGUGUGUUAAAUGUGAAGAGAAAGCAGUCAGAACCUGAAAUUGUGCCUGACAGGGCUUUUCAGAGCGCGUGCACGCUGCCGUCUUACGUGCCUCCACAUUCUCUGACUUCUGAACAUGACCAUGCUGUGCGAAAAUCCUCUACUUUCCCCAGAACUGGGUAUGACACUGUCAAACUUUAUAGUCCACCUUCAAAAACUCUGAAUCGAAGUGAUGACAUUUCGGUGUGUAGUGUUUCUAGUCUUAGCACAGAACUGUCAACAACUUUAUCAGUUAGCAAUGAAGACAUUUUGGACUUUGUGGUCACAAGCAGUUCAAGUGCAAUUGUGAAUCUUGAGACUGAUGAGGCACACUUCUCGGAUGUCACCCUGAAUUCCACUAAAGAGACCAGUGAUCAGAGCCAGCAGGAGUGUUGUGAAGAGACAGACGUGGACAGUAAACGAAAAAUAUUGGGACCUUUUGCGAACUUCUUUGCCAGGAAUUUGUUUACCAGAAAGCAAAGUUCAAGAUUUGAAAAACAAAAUGAUGUGGGGUGGAAGUUGUUUGGAAAAGUACCUCUCAGAGAAAACUCACUGAAAGAUCCAAAGAAAAUACAAAAGGUACUUGCUGUGUUAGGAUUAGUGGUGAAUGUAGAAGCCCGUUAAGUUUAUGAUCUGUGUAUAUGACUGUGAAGCCUCUUUGUUUAAUGAGU
Molecule: messenger RNA, 943 nt
Organism: Antrostomus carolinensis (chuck-will's-widow)
Lineage: Eukaryota; Metazoa; Chordata; Aves; Caprimulgiformes; Caprimulgidae
Product: TBC1 domain family member 14-like
Exons: 2
Coding region: 57-896 (279 amino acids)
Source: RefSeq, a predicted model, not a curated record